Molecule: messenger RNA, 1014 nt
Organism: Triticum aestivum (bread wheat)
Lineage: Eukaryota; Viridiplantae; Streptophyta; Magnoliopsida; Poales; Poaceae
Product: protein FAR1-RELATED SEQUENCE 5
Exons: 3
Coding region: 289-954 (221 amino acids)
Biological process (GO): regulation of DNA-templated transcription
Source: RefSeq, a predicted model, not a curated record
CAGUCGCACAGGCACAUUGAUGCAUACACUAGAGAUCUGGUUUGCAACCUGCGGAAGAACAACAUCAACAUCAGCAAGGUGUACACCAUAAUUGGUGGGUUCUUUGGCACGGUUGAAAAUGCGCCUUUCACGAAAAGAUCGCUUUGGAACUUGUGUGGUCAAAUAAGUCGGGGCGAGGCAGAUGACGAUGUGAGGAAAACAAUCGAAGUUUUCGAUGAGCUGGGCGCAAAGGACCCUGAAUUCCUGUUCAGGGUGCAGCCUAAUGGAGAAAGUAAGAUAAGGAAUUUGAUGUGGGCAACAGGGGAUAGCAAGCUGAAGUACAAGUUUUUCGGUGAUUUUGUGACAUUCGACACCACAUAUCGGACGAACUUGUGCAACAUGCCAUUUGGACUGUUUGUAGGGGUUAAGAACCAUUUCCAGAGCAUAUUGCUGGCGGGGGUGCUGAUCAGAGAUGAGCAGGUGGAAAGCUUUGAGUGGGUAUUCACGGAGUUUGUGAGGAUGAUGGGCGGUGUGGCCCCAAGAACAAUACUGAUAGACCAGUGCGGAGUGAUGGAGAUAGCCAUCAAGAAGACCCUUCUGGAUACGGUCCAUCGUUGGUGCAAAUUGCAUGUCGUGAAGAAAGCAAAAGAAAGUCUGGGAGCGCUAUAUGGCAAGAGGAAUGAAUUCAGGCAGGAUUUGCAGGGUGGUGUUGUAGUACGAACCAACUCAUCUAUUGAACUGGAUGCAAGCAAGAUGUACGCUAGGUCCAUGCUUGAGCAAUUUCAGCUGAUUCUUUACGAGGCUGGUAGGUACCGAGUGCAGGAAUUAGAAAAAGAUGCAUUGUACAAAGAGACACACACUAGGCCUGAUAAACGGGAGAAAUGGAGCAGAGUUGUUUUCCUGGUGAGAAUGCAUGACAAUGGUGAACACUUUGAGUGCGAGUGUGGGCUGUCUGAACACAUGCCCAUGUACUGAAGGUGAUGGAUUAUCUUGGGAUGACUGAGAUACCAAAAAUGCAUAUAGUAAAAAGAUGGA